Uloborus diversus is the source of this 1917-nucleotide messenger RNA. It is a transcript of the gene Tbh, whose product is annotated as dopamine beta-hydroxylase-like. NCBI's taxonomy places the organism in Eukaryota, Metazoa, Arthropoda, Arachnida, Araneae, Uloboridae. Gene Ontology annotation, biological process: dopamine catabolic process; norepinephrine biosynthetic process; octopamine biosynthetic process. Gene Ontology annotation, molecular function: dopamine beta-monooxygenase activity; copper ion binding. The record is from RefSeq and is a predicted model, not a curated record. Gene Ontology annotation, cellular component: secretory granule membrane.
CUUACCAGAACAGAUUGCAGAUUUUCCGAAUGUCCAGUAUGCUUCUAUUUCCUUCAGCUUUACUUUUUUCGUUGCAACUUCAUGGAUUGUGGUGUGCCGCCUUAGAUAAUGGUUUGACCAGUAGCCAAUAUCACCAAGAAAAUGCCGCUUCUUAUUUCGAGAUUCCUGUAGAUCCAGAAGACAAGUUGCAUUUGUUUUGGAAUGUAGAUUACGAAGAAGAAGUGGUCACGUUUGAAAUGCGAGUGCGAGCUGCAGAAUACGACUGGGUUGGUGUUGGAUUUUCUGACAGGGGAGAAAUUACUAAUGCUGACUUAUGUUUCCUGUGGACGGAUAAGAAGAGAAAAAAUCGUUUUCAGGACGUUUACACGGAUGAAGUGGGCUAUAUUUCUGUGGAUGAUCACGACGACUGCCAACUACUUAGCCUCAAGAGAAAAGGGUUUGUGACGAGGUAUGCAUGGGCGAGAAAAUUCGACACUUGUGACAAUCAAGACUACUAUAUAGAAGAUGGAACAACUCACAUCGUAUAUGCUAUGGGUAAAGGACCAAUGAAAAGACUGGAUGGCAUCAAUUUGGCUAAAGAAAUUCAUGGAUUUCAAAGGGUACAACUGCUGAAGAAUAUAAUUCCAGAUCCCCCUUUUCCAGAUGAUACACAGAUUAUUAUAAUCCAUAAUAAUAAGGUGGCGGUACCUAGUACUGAAACUACGUACUGGUGUAGCUUGCAUCGGUUGCCUGAAGAGUUUGAGAACAAACACCAUGUUGUUCAGUUUUCUGCUGAAAUUCAGAAAGAAAGUGAAGGUUUAGUGCACCACAUGGAAGUUUUUCACUGCGAAGUUGAUGCCACGACAAAAUUACCUCCAUGGAAUGGACCAUGUCCCAGUCCAUCCAAGCCAAAAAUAUUGGAAGCCUGCAAACGAGUUCUGGCUGCAUGGGCUAUGGGAGCUUUGGCGUCGUCGACAGUUCUGGUGUUAAGUUGACGUACACACAGACGCUUAGACAGUACGAUGCCGGAGUUAUGGAACUGGGUUUGGAGUACACAGACAAAAUGGCAAUACCACCCCAUCAAGCGGAUUUUGCAUUAACUGGUUAUUGCGUACCUGAAUGCACACGAGCGGGGUUUCCACCGGAAGGAAUUUAUAUAUUUGGUUCUCAACUGCACACGCAUUUGACAGGAACGAAAGUGUACACAAAACAUGUUAGAGGUUCUAAAGAAAUCCCCGAACUGAAUCGUGAUAAUCAUUACAGUACACACUUUCAAGAGAUCCGCCGUUUAAAGAAAGCUGUAAAAGUUUUACCAGGUGAUGCAUUACUGACCACUUGCCAUUAUUCAACUGCCGACAGGGAAAACAUAACUUUGGGAGGAUAUGCAAUAAGUGAUGAAAUGUGCGUAAACUACGUUCAUUACUAUCCAAAGAUGAAUCUCGAAGUUUGUAAAAGUUCUAUUGAUACCAAAGUGUUAAAAAGUUACUUCAAAUAUAUGAACGAGUACAAUGAUGAAAGCACAUCUGAUACUAAAGAUGUUGGUGAAAAUUAUCAUUCUAUACACUGGAGUCAAAAUAAUGCGGAUUUUCUGCAUCACUUGUAUUCUAAUGCCCCUCUGUCGAUGCAAUGUAAUCAGUCGUCGGGUGAUCGAUUUCCAGGGUACUGGAAUGGGGUUCCGCUGACAGAUAUACUUUAUCCCUUACCUCGUCAUGGUAGGAAAUGCUCCAGAAACACCAGACUUUUUAAAGAUGAAGAUUAUGAUGUUUAAUUCCUUCUUUUUAUUAAACUAUUUAUGUUUAAGGUUAUCUCUUACCUACUCAAGAUUAUAUAAAUGGUUGACAAAUGCAAUUAUGAACCAUAUAACUAACAACAAGAUAAAUUCAAAUUAUUUAUAGAAGUAAUUCUCUCUAAAAUAAUAUUGUAUUCGUCAUCAUGGAA